Messenger RNA from Prunus armeniaca (apricot), 750 nucleotides. Lineage: Eukaryota; Viridiplantae; Streptophyta; Magnoliopsida; Rosales; Rosaceae. The record is from the annotation of a GenBank genome assembly.
AUGGGAAGAGGGAAGGUAGAGCUGAAGAGGAUCGAGAACAAAAUAAACCAACAGGUGACAUUCGCAAAAAGACGAAAUGGGUUGCUAAAGAAGGCGUACGAGCUCUCAGUUCUGUGUGAUGCUGAGGUUGCUCUUAUCGUCUUCUCCACCCGCGGCAAGCUCUAUGAGUUCUGCAGUGGCUCUAGCAUGGAGAAGACACUUGAGAGGUAUCAAAGAUGCAGUUAUAGUGCAUUGGAAGAGAGUCAACCUGCUCAGGAUUCACAGAGCAGAUACCAAGAUUAUGUGAACCUAAAAGCAAAAGUAGAGGUCCUACAGCGCACGCAGAGAAAUUUUCUUGGGGAAGAUUUGGGUCAUCUAGGCACCAAGGAGCUCCAGCAGCUUGAGAAUCAACUCGACAUGUCGCUGAGGCAAAUCAGGUCAACAAAGACCCAAGUUAUGCAUGGUCAGAUUUCUGAUCUUCUGAGGAAGGAACAGAUGCUGCUGGAAGAAAACAAUGAACUGAGAAGGAAGCUGGAGGAAUGUGACGCAGCCAUUGAAAGAUAUUCAUGGACAACUGAGGAGCAAAAUCAAAAUGUUCCAUAUAGCAGCCACCACCAGGCUGCUCAAUUUGAGGGAGUCCUUGACCAUUCACAAUGCAACAAUACAUUGCAGAUCGGCUACAAUCCUCCUGCAGUAACGGAUCAUCAUGAGCUACAAUCCUCAACGCAAAGUCAUAGUGGAUUAAUCCUCCCUGGGACGUGGAUGCUCUGA